Molecule: messenger RNA, 1539 nt
Organism: Aphanomyces astaci
Lineage: Eukaryota; Oomycota; Saprolegniomycetes; Saprolegniales; Verrucalvaceae
Exons: 1
Coding region: 690-1430 (246 amino acids)
Source: RefSeq, a predicted model, not a curated record
GUGCAAUCGAGUUGAGCUGUUGGAUUAUGUGCAGCAUAUCCCUCCUCGCACUAUAGAUUUAUAUCACAUCGACGUCAUCCUAGUGUUUUUCCUAAAGCGUAAUCGAGUUCUUCCCCGAAUCGGGGGCGGGCGUGCCAAAGGCAAACGGGGACACGUCGCCAAUGUGUUCGGAGCUGUAGUUGAACGAACCGCCACCGCCAUUCGAGCCGCUCAUGAACGAGUCGCCGCAGUUGUACGAGCUGCCGCUGCCGCGUGCGUUCGAGUCGUCGUCAUCCCAGAGACUGGCCGUGUCUUGGUGGGUGAUGGGUCCUGGCUUGGUGGCGCUGUCGGUGCGACUCGAUUCCAUGGCGGUGACCCACAGGUUGUUGUGGGAGUUGGCCGAGUUGGCGCUCUCGCAAAUGCUGUCAGAGUCAAACUGGUCGUUCGGGUGGCGGCCGUUGGCGGCGGCGGCGGCAUGGAACGGCGGCGACGACAAGCGCUGCGCGUUUGAGACGAACCCGUCCGUCGGGUAUUUGGGUGGGGAGAUGCGGGAUGGCUGGAAGUACGGGUUGGGUUGGCUUGUGUGGGAGUGGGAGUGGGCAGGCGAGAAGGACGGAGGGGACUGUGACGACGAAUGGUGCUGCUGAUGCUGCGGGGGACGGACGGGUGCCCCGAGGGGCAGGAAGUGCUGCUCGUGAUGCAUUGGCCGGAUGCUCUUGUUGUGCGGAGACAGCACGUCGUCGUCGUCGUCGCCUUCGUGGGCGCCGCGGCGACGGCGCAACAACACGAAUGCGAUGGCCAGCAGAAUAAUGCCGCCGACGCCACCGAUGAUCGCUACGAUGACUGUGGUGGUGUUGGACGAAUCUGCGACACCGGCAGAGGUCGAGGCCUUGGUGGGGGUGGGCGAGGUGGAGGUUGAAGUUGAUGGAGGCUUGGGAGCGGCAGUGUUGGAGUCCACCAAGAUGUUUUCCGGUCGUGAUGAGGUUGGAGUAGGUGAAGUUGGUUCGUCAGGAGAAAUGAUUGUCGGGGCGGGAGCGGCAGUGGGCGGAACGUUUGUGGGGGCCACUGACGUGGUGACGUCGGGGGGUGCGUUUGUCGGUGUCGGAGAAGCCGAUGAGUUUGUGGUCGGGGCGGUCGGUGAGGUUUGUUCAGGUGGCGGUGUGGUUAGUUCAGGUGGCGGUGUGGUUAGUUCAGGUGGCGGUGUGGUCAGUGCAGUUGGCGGCGCGGUCGUGGUAGUCACGGCGGUUGUGGAGACGACAGGUGCGGACGUCGUGGGCGUCUCUGAGGUAGGAGGAGGCGGGGUGUUUGGCGUGGGGGUCGUGGUUGGGGUGGGUGGUACGGGUGUGGUCGUUGGGACCUCCACUGGUGCUGGAGUGGUCGUUGGCUCCGGUGGCAAGAUCGUGACAGGCUCCGAGGUUUCCGGCGACAGAGUAGUGAUGUUGUCUGCUUGAACCGCUGCGAAGGACGUCGACGCAGCAGCAGCCGCGAGCAUCAGGAUCGCGGCAUGGUAGGUCCUCAUGUUUGGCGUGGUGGUCGAUUCAGGAAUUGCGCGAGUCGCGC